Doryrhamphus excisus (bluestripe pipefish) is the source of this 960-nucleotide messenger RNA. RefSeq names its product odorant receptor 131-2-like. Lineage: Eukaryota; Metazoa; Chordata; Actinopteri; Syngnathiformes; Syngnathidae. Gene Ontology annotation, biological process: detection of chemical stimulus involved in sensory perception of smell; G protein-coupled receptor signaling pathway. Gene Ontology annotation, cellular component: membrane. Gene Ontology annotation, molecular function: G protein-coupled receptor activity; odorant binding; olfactory receptor activity. The record is from RefSeq and is a predicted model, not a curated record.
AUGUUAAGACAAGGUUUGGUGCAGUACAACGUGACCCGGCUGGGUCUGGUGGAGCGCGUCUUGUCGUCCAGCUUUACCUCAGUUGCCUGCUUGGUGUUCCUCUUCAUCAAUGGGGUGAUGAUGUUCACCUUGAGAAGUAAACCUGUGUUUCGGGAGACGUCUCGCUACAUCCUGCUGUUUCACCUCCUCCUGGCAGACACGAUGCAGAUGGCAAUCAGCCAGGCGUUGUACCUCAUGCACGCCUAUCGGAUCAUCAUCACAUACCCCCAAUGCGGUGUACUUGUCAUGCUGGCCAACCUGACCAAUGAUAUCUCUCCUCUGGUGCUGGUGGUGAUGUCGCUGGAGAGAUAUGUGGCUGUGUGCCACCCUCUCAGACACGCCUCCAUCAUCACCGUCAGGAACACCGGGGCGGCAGUGCUCGCUGUUUGGAUCUUUUCUUUACUACAGGUUCUCACUGUGGUGCUCUUAUUGUUAAACUUUCCUUUUCAUGAGCUGGAGAGUUUGCAAAUGCCUGAGCAGUGUGGCAGCGCCAGCAUGAUUCUCCUGCCCGUGUCAGAUCAUUACCGAACAGCCUGCACGAUUUCUCUGUUCACCCUGGCGAGCUUGGUCAUUAUUUGCAGCUACAUCGGCGUGAUGGUGGCAGCCAGGUCGGCGUCUACAGACAAGGAGUCAGCCCAUAAAGCUCAGAAGACGCUGCUGCUACACCUGUUACAGCUGGGCCUCACUGUCUUGUCAGCCCUCUACAACACUACCUUAAUGUUAUUAGCCAGAGUUACUUCCUGGGUUACCUUUAUACGAAUGCAGUCCUUUAUGUUUGUGUGUUUUUUCUUCAUGCCCAGAUGUAUGGGUUCUCUCAUCUACGGGCUGAGAGAUCAGACAAUCAACGCUGUCCUCACAUACUAUUUCUGCUGUCCACUCAAAGUGGCAGUUGCUCCUGUCAAAGUUGUGCUUGUGUCCUGA